Messenger RNA from Didymosphaeria variabile, 1830 nucleotides. RefSeq lists its product as uncharacterized. The transcript is spliced from 4 exons. The record is from RefSeq and is a predicted model, not a curated record. Gene Ontology annotation, molecular function: N-acetylglucosamine-6-sulfatase activity; glycosaminoglycan binding; arylsulfatase activity. NCBI's taxonomy places the organism in Eukaryota, Fungi, Ascomycota, Dothideomycetes, Pleosporales, Didymosphaeriaceae. The coding region runs from base 1 to 1830 and encodes 609 amino acids. Gene Ontology annotation, biological process: phenol-containing compound metabolic process.
AUGGUUCACACAGCAUUUCUGCCUGUACUUCUUGUGUCGGCGCUUUGCAAUGUUGCGCCUACUAUUGCCGAGAAACAAACACGCCCAAAUGUUGUUUUCAUCCUGGCAGACGACCAGGAUGCAAAACUCAACAGUCUUGACUAUAUGCCGAACGUACAGGAGCUACUCGUUGACCAAGGCACCCAUUUCAAGAGUCAUUACUGCACAGUAGCGUGGUGCUGCCCUUCCCGCGUGAGCAUGUGGACCGGAAAGGCGGCGCAUAACACUAAUGUUACGAAUGUCGAGACGCCAUAUGGUGGUUAUCCAAAAUUCGUCCAAGAAGGACUUAACGACAAUUGGGUUCCGGUAUGGCUGCAGUCAGAAGGGUAUCAGACGUACUACACAGGGAAGCUUAUGAAUGCUCACAACGUUGUCAAUUACUUCCAGCCUUUCCCGAAAGGUUUUACAGGUUCGGACUUUCUGCUCGAUCCAAACACAUACAACUACAUAAACCCGAUCUUCCAACGCAACAAAUUGCCUCCGGUUUACCACACAAACGAUUAUUCCACUGAUCUUGUCCGCAAGAAAGCCCUCGCCUUCAUGGACGAUGCAAUAAAGAAGCCGGACUCCCCAUUCUUUGUCACUGUGGCUCCAAUUGCGCCUCACUCAGACUACACUGUUACCCUCAAUAUCGGCGGGGAUCCACCCUAUGGUGUUAACAUCACCCCUCCAGUUUCGGCGGACGAGUACAAAGACCUGUUCCCGGACGCAGCUGUACCACGCGGUCCCAGCUUCAAUCCAGACGUACCUUCGGGUGUUGACUGGAUUGCCGAGUUACCUCAGCUGUCUGCAGAGAACAUCACGUACAACGAUCUCCUCUAUCGGCAGCGGCUGCGCGCACUACAGUCUGUUGACGAGAUCGUCAAAGAUGUUGUCGACAAACUUGAACAGGCCGGUAUCCUUGACAACACAUACAUCUUCUACUCAAGCGACAACGGCUACCACAUCGGACAACAUCGUCUUGCUCCCGGGAAAGGCUGUGGCUUCGAGGAGGAUAUCAACGUCCCGCUUGUUGUGCGCGGACCUGGGGUCCCUGCUGGCAAAGUCAUCACUCGCUCCACAACGCAUACGGAUCUUGCUCCUACCUGGUGGCAGAUCUUGGGCAUACCGCUUCGCGAGGAUUUCGACGGCAUGCCCAUUCCACUCACUGACGCCGGUCUUACCGAACUUGAAGAGAGCAAGCGCGCGAAAGAACACAUCCAGAUCGAAUUCUGGAGCAAGAGCAACCCGCAGGAAUACAACCAGGACCAGGGACUCGAGGUCAACAGCACAUACAAGGGUAUCCGCAUUGUCAGUGAAGAUUAUGGAUUCUACUACGCGGUGUGGUGUUCUAACAGCCAUGAAUUGUACGACAUGAAGUCCGAUCCGUCCCAAAUGACGAAUCUCUAUGCAGCCUCGAACAGCACCGCUACUACUUCCUAUAACACCUCCACGCCUCUCGGUCGUCCACUUUCAGCUCUCACCGCCCGCCUCGAUGCCCUCAUUCUUACAUUGAAGACCUGCAAAGGUGCCACAGCGUGUACCGAGCCUUGGAAUACUCUGCUUCCUGGUGAGGACGUCUACACACUGGCUGAGGCUAUGGAUGAGAAGUACGAUGAUUACUUCGCUGGGCUGCCGAAGGUUGAAUUUGAUCGAUGCGAGGAAGGUUACAUUGCUGAUGCUGAAGGUCCGGUGUGGACGGAGCAGCUAGAGUGGUCAGAGGGAGAUUUUGUCGGGAGAAGUCUAUCGGAGGCAGGGUGGGAUGUCAACAUGCUCGCCAGGAAGGGAAGACAUGCGCUGAAUAGACCCUGA